CUAAGGGUGACAACUCCAUGCGGUAGCAGGACAACUUGCGGACAAGUACCAACAAGAAUAGGAUGGACGGCUGCUUCGUCCGGCUUGGGACCACCACGAGUGCAUCUUCCCUCAGCCACGGGAUCCACGUGUCCGUAUGACAGCGUGACACGUGUCACACAGUCGUUUCUUGCGACCAACAAUGCCUCUGCGAAGCCUUGGGGGCGGCGCAUCUUGAAUGCCGUCGGAUUAUCUGAUGCAGAUCAUCAUCCCGUUGGUAAUCGGAAGAAGCCCCCAACUCCCGCCCCCGCCGUCGCCCUGACUUUUCAGCCUCCAGUAGUGCCAAAUGCACUCAGUGGCUCCAAUGGGGUCCCAAGGACGGGCCCAAGGGAUGGGACAACGAGGAGGGGGUACAGCUCAAAGGUCAAGAAGACCAAACUGAAGGGCUAUUCAUCAUAUAAGGAAAGAUUCCGUCUUUUAGCAGACGGGUCCUUUGUGCGUCGCAAGGCGGGAAAACGACACAAUGCUCAUUCAAAGACAGCAAAACAGCGGCGCCAACUCAGAAGACCAACAAUUGUUGCGCUUGGUCACACAGCGCCAAUGCGCAAGCUAGCGUUCUCUAAAUGACGAUGAUCCCGGCUAACACUAGACUUAACACAGCAUCGUGAGCUUACCAGUGGAUUUCUCCAGUGAGUUUUCACAUCGUCAGUCGGUCGGUCCGUCGGUUUCCCCGGGCUUGAUUCACCCCACAGCCUGAGUGAAGGGCUGGACAGACAGCCAUCAUGGGCAAAUGCUCGAAGGACAAAAGGGACAUUUACUAUCGAAAGGCCAAGGAGGAGGGGUGGAGAGCCCGAAGCGCCUUCAAGCUGCUUCAAAUUGACGAGGAAUUCGAUAUCCUUACGGAAGUUAAGCGUGUGGUCGACCUGUGCGCUGCGCCCGGAAGUUGGAGCCAGGUACUCAGCCGCAAGCUGUACUUGCCCGCCAAGGCGGCAAAGGAGAGCGGCCAUGGGGAAUCCGACCUACCGUUGAUUGUUGCCAUUGACUUGCAGCCGAUGGCGCCCAUCGAGGGGGUGGUGCAAAUCCAGGGCGAUAUCACGAGCUCCCGUACGGCGGAAAUGGUCAUCAAGCAUUUCCGGGGAUGCAAGGCGGAUCUUGUCGUGUCUGACGGUGCCCCGGAUGUGACAGGCUUGCACGACAUGGAUGAAUUUGUGCAGGCACAGAUCAUACUAGCGGCGCUGACGAUUGUCACUCACGUCCUUCGCCUUGGCGGCACCUUUGUCGCGAAGAUUUUUCGCGGAAAGGACAUCAGCCUCCUCUACACUCAGAUGAAGCUCUUCUUUCCCCGAGUGACGUGCGCGAAACCGAAGAGCAGCCGCAAUUCCAGCAUAGAAGCGUUCAUCGUUUGCGAAGGCUACUUUCCUCCCGAAGGGUUCGAGCCUUCACACCUGCAGUCCUUGUUGGAUAACGAAGCCAUGGGCGUGAACUCGGACGACGACUGUUGUAGCAGAAGGCUCGAGGGAAUUCAUCGAGCGAUCGUUCCCUUCCUGGCAUGCGGGGACGUGAAUGGGUUUGAUGCUGACCAGUCCUAUCCCUUGCCAGCGUUAUCGUCGUCAGUUUCAGAGACAUCAGGUCAGGCAGGUGCAGGCUCGGUGGACUACAGAACGCUCUCCCCAGUGCAGCCGCCUAUUGCUCCCGCUUAUAGAACCGCCAUAGCCUUGUCCAAACAACUGGAAGGAGGAAAAAAGUGCUGAGUCUGCUGACAUCCAAAGCAAACAAUUGUGCAACAAUCUCAGUUUUACAUUUCUAUUCAGUUUUCAAUAGUACUGUUCAUUUUGUUGUCGUCCCAGAUUUCUUUCUUUUGGUACGGAGGGACUGAAAAAUUGAGGUGUGUAAUCCAAUCAAUUCAAUUCAAUUUUCCUGAAGGGAAAAAAAGGGAAAAAAAAAAAAAAAAAAAAAGUCUCAUGUGUGAGAGUGUGUGCUGUGAGUGUGAUUCUCAUGGGCUGAAGUUUCGUGUGCAUCAUGGUGAGAGAGGAGACGUGGACAGGGUGGUUCGGUAGCGCCGCUCCUGGUUUCACACGAUGGGUUCCUCUUUUUUUUUGGAAAUCCCAACGAUGUUCUCUUAGUGGGAGUAUUAUAGGGGGGUUCGUCAUCUGACCAAAAUUACACUCGUCGCGCAGUCAAAAAAGUCCUCGUUUGGGUAUAUUGCGCUCGUCAGAGGUUUUGUUCUGUGGAUGCGAUUCCCAUGAGCUGCUGUGUUAUGCCGACCACGUGGCUUGUGGGUGUGGCGGAUGUCUGGGGUGCUUUUAGACAGUGUGCCUCUCCUGUUAUCAAUUUAAUAAUUUAUUAAAUGAUGGAAAAAAAAACGUUUUGUGGUUCUGAAUGGAACAUGAGCCCACAUUUUCUUGUUCUUGGUUGAGGCGCUACCUGGUCGAAUGCGUCGUGCACUCCUCUGUAGGCGGACUCAGGGAGAGUCCGCAGUGUGGGUGAGA
This is a messenger RNA of Chara braunii, 2468 nucleotides long. The record is from the annotation of a GenBank genome assembly. Lineage: Eukaryota; Viridiplantae; Streptophyta; Charophyceae; Charales; Characeae.